Mytilinidion resinicola is the source of this 660-nucleotide messenger RNA. Its product is annotated as ribosomal biogenesis regulatory protein. The record is from RefSeq and is a predicted model, not a curated record. The transcript is spliced from 2 exons. Gene Ontology annotation, cellular component: preribosome, large subunit precursor; nucleus; nucleolus. Bases 1 to 660 code for a protein of 219 amino acids. Gene Ontology annotation, biological process: ribosomal large subunit biogenesis; ribosomal large subunit export from nucleus; endonucleolytic cleavage in ITS1 to separate SSU-rRNA from 5.8S rRNA and LSU-rRNA from tricistronic rRNA transcript (SSU-rRNA, 5.8S rRNA, LSU-rRNA). Gene Ontology annotation, molecular function: protein binding. NCBI's taxonomy places the organism in Eukaryota, Fungi, Ascomycota, Dothideomycetes, Mytilinidiales, Mytilinidiaceae.
AUGCCAAAGUCAGACUCCCCAAGCAAGCUGGCCGAGAGCAUCGACGACGGCGCCAUGGACGUUUCCACACCCGUAGAGACCGCGGGCUCGAAGCCAAAGAACAAGAAAAACGUUGUAACAGUAGACAAACCAACCCCCUACACCUUUGACCUUGGCAACCUCCUCGCCAUAGACCCUAACCCCGUUCCCGCCGACGCCGACGAAGCUACCGUCACUGCUAUCGCCCGCGACGCCGCCCAAGUCCUCAUCAACCAGCUCCUUACCACCUGCGACAUCAAAUCCACAUCCGAUGGCGUGACGCUCAAUCUCCCUGCCCCGUCAACUCCCAUACCUCGCGAGAAGCCCGUCCCCGCCGCGAAACCGCCAACCACGUGGGAGAAGUUCGCCGCGAAGAAGGGCAUCAAGGACAAGAAGCGCGGCGAGGGCAAGAUGGUGUACGACGAGGCGACGGGCGAGUGGGUGCCGAAGUGGGGAUACAAGGGGAAGAACAAGGAUGGGGAUGACCAGUGGCUUGUUGAGGUGGAUGAGAAGAAGGAGAUGGAGACGGGUGUGGCGCAUAAUGCGCGGGCGGAUGGCCGAAGAGAGCGAAAAGAGAAGGUCCGCAGGAACGAGAGAAAACAAAGGGCGAAUGAGCGGAAGGCUGGCAAGGGAGGUAGUUGA